This is a messenger RNA of Python bivittatus (Burmese python), 1840 nucleotides long. The record is from RefSeq and is a predicted model, not a curated record. Lineage: Eukaryota; Metazoa; Chordata; Lepidosauria; Squamata; Pythonidae.
AUAUUGUAAGGACCGGAUUUUUUUCCUCCCAGGAUUUGGAAUGCUCUGACAGAUAAUUAUGGUAAUGUAAUGCCAGUCGAUUGGAAAUCAUCCCACACCAGAACUCUGCAUUUGCCAACCCUGAAUCUUUCUGAAAAGGGAGUUAAUGAUAAUUUGAACCUUGACCUAUCAGAUGAUGAAGAGCUGAGAGAGCAGCUAGACAUGCAUUCUAUCAUUGUUUCCUGCAUCAGUGAAGAACCUCUCUUCACAGCUGAACAGCAGUCAGUGAAAAGGAUUAUCAGAACGGUGAUUGAAGAGAUAGAGGAAAUGAUGCAGGAAUCUCCCGAUCCAGAUGAUGAUGAAACACCAAGCCAGUCAGACCGUCUGUCCACGUUGUCCCAAGAAAUUCAAACACUUAAAAGAUCUGGAACAAACCACAAUUAUGAAGAAAGGGUGCAAAAGCUGUCCGUGACUGAGUUAAAUGAUCUCUUAGAAGAGAUUGAGGCAGCCAUCAAGGACUACUCUGAGGAGUUAGUGCAGCAGUUAGCCCUACGGGAUGAGUUGGAGUUCGAGAAGGAAGUAAAGAACAGCUUCAUAUCUGUCCUUAUCGAAGUGCAAAACAAGCAAAGAGAACAAAAAGAAAUGGCAAAGAAAAAGAAAAAGUUAAAAAAUGGCACUCCUCAGAAUGGAAAGCAAGAAAAAAGCCAUCUGCCUGGAACACGCUUCAGUAUGGAAGGAAUCUCAAAUGUCAUUCAGAAUGGCUUUCGACAAACGUUUGGAAACGCGGGUGGAGAAAAACAGUAUCUGACAACUGUUAUUCCUUAUGAAAAGAAAAAUGGACCUCCAUCAGUUGAAGAUCUUCAAACGUUAACGAAAAUUCUUCAUGCCAUGAAAGAAGACAGUGAGAAAGUGCCAAGCUUAUUAACAGACUACAUUUUGAAAGUUUUGUGUCCUACGUGAAGAAACCUAUGAAAAACAGCCAAGCUAUUUCCUGUGAAAAGACAUUUUUCCUUGGAUUCUUUCAGACCUGACAGUUUGUUUGCACUGCGUUGAAUUCUAAUGUAUUUGCUACUUUCAUUGCCUGCUUCAAUUUCUGAGUUCUGGAAUAAGUCAUCCAGAUCAUAUAAAACUCAUUCUUUUUUCCCCACUUUUAAAUUAGGUGUUUGAACAAAGAAUGAAUGCUGUACAGUUUUAUUCACAUGCAUUGUUUUAGCUUUUUAAAGACUAUUUUUACAUUAUAUGGCAUGUAAUUAUUUCCCAAAACAGCCAUCUGUGGUUGUGGAGGAAAAAUAACAUCAGUAUAAACAAAAGAUGCCUAUUAAACUUAAUUCAGUAAAAGCUGAACUUUUACUAAAUUUACUAAACUUAAUUUAGUAAAAGCUGCAGUAGGUCCAAGUAUUAAAUGUAUAAAAUGGAUCAAAAGUUGAGCCUGCACUGCAUAAAUUCCAUUGAAGUACUUCACUGAAGGCUCGAGGAGGAGGAGGAGGGGGGGGGAUAGGAACACGCACUGACUUUAAAGUAAGAAUAAAGACAGUAUUGUAUUAUUGUUUACUGAUUCAUGUGACUUUCAUUAACCCCCUUUGAAGUAAAAAGUGGUAGAUUAUAAUUUUCCAUCAUUGGUUGGCUUACUUAAAAAGAAUACCAGCCAUUUGGCAGCUUUUCCUUCCAAAGCCUAUAGCUGGCAUAGAGGGCAAGGGUUCCAAGAAAGAACACCAUCAAUUUGUGUAGGAUGUAUUGUGCCCCAAAUCAUUGUCUCAUUAUUUUCAUUUUCUGUACUUUCAUUAUUUAAAACUAAUGUAGUUUAAUAAUAGUAUUGCUGCUAUUGUACUUUUUAACCCAUAUUAAAUGUUUGGUCAUAGUA